This is a messenger RNA of Erpetoichthys calabaricus (reedfish), 2203 nucleotides long. Its product is annotated as vesicle-associated membrane protein 2-like. NCBI's taxonomy places the organism in Eukaryota, Metazoa, Chordata, Cladistia, Polypteriformes, Polypteridae. Gene Ontology annotation, molecular function: SNAP receptor activity; syntaxin binding. Gene Ontology annotation, cellular component: plasma membrane; SNARE complex. Gene Ontology annotation, biological process: vesicle fusion; vesicle-mediated transport; SNARE complex assembly. The record is from RefSeq and is a predicted model, not a curated record. Bases 248 to 607 code for a protein of 119 amino acids. The transcript has 5 exons.
UUCAUUUAGUCAUUCCGUGCCCUGUCAGCUGAGACACGACUACUUGGAGGAUCUGCUGACUUGUAUUGCGCUUUAUCUGUUCAUAUCAACCUGGAGAGUCGGACUUUUUCUUAUUUUCCCUGGUCAAUUCUAAAAAAAUAUCAUAAGGUGCUAUCAGCAGCACGUUUACUUUAUUAUUUUUGGAGAAUAGUUUCACAAUUUAACCAGACACUUUCUUUCAGUGUCACUAUUUAUUGUAACAAGUGUCAUGUCAGCCCCUGUUUCUGAAGCAUUUGGUGCAGCUGAAGAACUUGAUGGACAAAAUGAAAUACCUGAUGGUGGACAUCCAGAACCCCACUCCAGUAAAAAGCUGCAGAAAACUCAGGGAGAAGUAAAUGAGGUAGUGGACACAAUGCGAUUCAAUGUGGACAAAAUAUUGGCAAGGGAUGCUGUUUUAUCUGAGCUGGAUGAAAAAGCUGAGGAAGUUAAGGCUGGAGCAGAAAUAUUUGAGAAUAGCGCUAAAAAGCUGAGCAGAAAAUACUGGUGGCAAAACAGCAAGAUGAUGAUAUUAAUGGGAGCAAUUUGUGCAAUCAUCAUUGGAAUAGUUAUUAUUUACUUCUGCACCUGAAAAUCCUGCCAUCACCAUCUCAGCUUAGGCAAGAAGAGAGAGAGAUGGUGAUAAAAGUGAAAAGCCUGAAUAAGCAUUGUGAACAUUAACAUUUUAAGUGUUUGUCAUCUAGCACAAGAAAGCUGUUUUGCUGAUGUUCAAAUAUAUGCCAUUCAUGUUUUAUUUGCAUCUCAAGUUAUGAAGGUGUAUAAGUUGGAGUGGUUUGGUUUAAAGACAAGAUAUAUUGAAAUUUUACUUGAAUUACUUUGAAUCUGUGGUUCCCAGUCCUGGUCCUGGGAAAUCAUUUCUGCUGUUUAGUUCUAACAAAUAUCAUAAUCAGAGACUAAACUAAAUUAAAUGUGCCUAUCCUUAAAUGCCAUAAAGUUUAAUGUUGCUUAAUAAUAGAAUUUAAAUAUGUAUAUUUUAUACACAGAAAUGAACUUAUCUGUAUUUAUUUGUUAUGAGUUUUGUCUUGCUUGUAGCAAAAUGUGUUUGUUUAAAACGGUUGUUUAAUGAAGAAUCCAUCUGGAAGCAAGACACAAUUGUUUUGCCAGGGUUGAAAUCAUGGAUCAGGAUUUUAAAAAAUCAACAGACAAAAUGCCUAUGCAGAAUGAACAACAUGAAGGGAUCAAUACCAAAAGAUCAAUAUCUUUGAGAAACCAAAGCCAAACAUUAACCUAAACUUGAAGUAAAAGAAACACAGUGAUAAAUCACUCUAAUAGAGAAUCCAAAAUCCUGGAUGACAGAAUCAUAAAAACACCAAGUUAAAUACAGUAGUGUUAAUGUGUUGCAAUUUCUGUUAUUCACAAGAUGGCAAUGGAAUAUUGUUGCCAAAAACAACAGGCAAGAUGAUGGCAACCUCAAUUAACCAAAUGGUGGCAUGAAAAUAACAAAAUGCAAUGAAAAAUUAACAACACGUUCAAAAUGGAAUAGGGGACAUAAAAUUCUGCUUGCUUCUAAACACUUUAUUCACAGCAGAAACAAGCUGUUUCUGUUUAGGAAAAUUUCAACGUACCCCUCAGGGUGUCUGUGCUAUAUAAAUGUUUCAGCUUUAAAAGAACGUUUAUUGCUAUAUUGAAAAUAAAAAUGGACACUGAGGAGAAGAUACUAGUGUAACAAAUAUAUUAAAUGCACUUCUUCCAGGUUGUAAUGAACAUAUUUGGACACUACUGAAGUAAGGAAGCUCAUUUCAAUGCAAUGUCACUGAGGAUUGGGUGCAAUGUUGGUCACUGCUGACACUGAUUUUUUUCUGCUAAUGUCUUUCAUCUUCUUUUCAUUGGUUAUUAGUGCACUGGUUGGACAGCCAAUUCACAGUACACUUAAUUUCUGUUAGCAAGGAAUGCAGUCUGUGACAAAAAAAUAAUCUUGUUUAAUAAGCUCCAAUCACUCUAAUAUGAAUUCUGAACUCCUGGAUCUCAUAAGGUCAUUAUAGAGCAUCUAUAAGGGAUUGUUUACCCAAACUUAAAAAUUUCAUAAUCAUUAAUAUAUAUGGAUGAGAGGAAAAUGCAAUUUGCAGUCUGUUUAAAUUAUUCUUAAAUAUUUUAUUAAUGGGACCAAGCCUAUUCCAGUUAAAUUAAAUAGUAUUGGGCACAAUAUCACAAUGUGAAUUGUAUGAAU